AUGGCACAACGGAGCGCGAGUGACAGCGAGGCGACAGAGCGGAGCAUCAACAACCGAGGACCACUGCGCGCAUCCAGAGGCACCCACACGCUGGAGAGAGGCAACGACCCUGCUGACACCGUCCUGAACCGGCCGCCUUGGGUUACCACAACUUUGGGCUGCUUUCUCAUCUUCACCAUAGUUGUGGACAUCCUGGGCAACCUCCUCGUCAUCUUCUCCGUCUAUCGAAAUAAGAAGCUAAGGAACGCAGCCUUAUCUUCACUUGACUCGCCUCGGCUCACCCAGCACGCUCUGUGCCGCUGCCAGGUGAGCGCUGUCAGCACCUUGGCACGUCUAAAGGCAAAGACGAGCGUGAGAAAUGUGCCCAUCAUUCAGGAGACUUUGUUGAGAGGUUUUCAGUGA
This is a messenger RNA of Knipowitschia caucasica, 402 nucleotides long. The record is from the annotation of a GenBank genome assembly. Lineage: Eukaryota; Metazoa; Chordata; Actinopteri; Gobiiformes; Gobiidae.